Mesorhabditis spiculigera is the source of this 483-nucleotide messenger RNA. NCBI's taxonomy places the organism in Eukaryota, Metazoa, Nematoda, Chromadorea, Rhabditida, Rhabditidae. The record is from the annotation of a GenBank genome assembly.
AUGUUGGACCGGCUGCUAUUUGAGGUGACGCAGGUCUACGAACCGCUGAUCCUCGGGCUCUUCCUAUUUGCGCUGUGGCUGACCAACAAGUGGGCCGACGACGAGACGUCCGCCCAGCUCCUCUGGCCGUCCAUCUUCACCGGCGUCGGGCUGGCCACGUAUCCGAUGGUGCCCGUGUCGGUGGUGACGGAGAGCGCCUACCUCACCUACUGUGCCUCGACGCGGGCCAUCGUCAUUACGCUAAUAUCGGCGGCCAGCGGCUUCAUCUACUUCGUCGUGAUGAGCGGGUUCGCCUCAACAGUGCUUUCGCUGGUGAUGGUGGGGCUCAGCUGCUUCUACGCGCUCAGCUUCCACUUUUUGGCGCGCGUAUCGGCCGGCUACGAUUCGGCGGACCCGCACCUGAUGGCCGCCCUGGGCCUUGAUGCCCCCAGCCACAAACGCCCCUCGGCCGGCCAGCGAAUCUGGGAUCUACUCCGCGAUGCC